Messenger RNA from Punica granatum (pomegranate), 1414 nucleotides. Lineage: Eukaryota; Viridiplantae; Streptophyta; Magnoliopsida; Myrtales; Lythraceae. The record is from RefSeq and is a predicted model, not a curated record.
GAGAAGCUUUACUUCUCUUCUGUGGACAAGCAGAGACGAAGAAGAAGAAGAAGAAGAAGAAGAAGAAGAAGAAGAAGAGGAAAGCUCUCAACUUUCAGUUUCGGCCGUCUCCUCUUCUCCUCGGAAUGUCUACCGCUGCUCUCUCCCCACUCCGCUUCUCCUUCCCUUCUGCCGCCACACUCCCCACCUCCCACCCCUCCAAGCCUACAUUCCCUGUCUUCGGCUCUGCUCCUCGGAGAACUGGUCCGAGGAUCCUAGGCCCUCCUCCUCCUCGUGCGGCAAUCUCCACCUCCGGACACCAUCAAAGCAGCUAUGAUCCGGAGCUCCGGAAGGUCCUCGAGCUCGCCACGGACUCGGAGUUGUAUGAACUCGAAAGGAUCCUCUUCGGUCCCAGCUACUUCAGCCCGUUAUUGAAGUCAAUUACGAGCGGGGCUGAUGUGGACUAUGCCGUGAUUGGAGAAGAUCUAGAAGAGAGGGAGGAUUUCUUGGCAGCUCUUGAGUCGCGGUUCUUGUUCCUGGCGGCCGAUGCCCGCUCAGUUUUAAGAGGGUGGAGGCCUUCUUACAGAAAUGUCUUGCUUUCCGUGAGGAAGAAACUGAAUAUUCCUUGCUCGAGCAAAUUGUCGACUGAAGACUUGGAAGCUGAAAUUUUUCUUCAUCUGUUGUAUGAUUAUUCGAGUGAAGAAUUUGGGAGUAAGAGUGUGUGGGGAUCUUCCAAAGCUUCUGAUGCUGAAAGUAAUCUAGAACUAGGUUAUGAUCAGCAAAAGAUUGAAGCCCUUGCUGCUUCAAGAGUCGGGUCUCAGGAACUGCACUCAUUGAUUUUCAAGGGUGGAAGUAUCCUGACUCUGGCAAAGAUUUAUCAAAUGAUAGCUGGAAAAUUAUCUGGGAAGGUUUGCCUAGAGGCUGCUAACUAUCAGAUAAAGAAGGAAGUGCUCAAGAAGGGUGGGCAGUUAGCUGCUAUCAACCUCGAGUCAAGGGCAGCAUUGCUCGCUGCAAGACAGGGAUUAGCUGGUGCUGCAUCAACAUAUCUUGGUUUUAGGAGCAUGAUGUCUCUUCUCGGUCCAAUGAUGUGGGGAACCUUGCUGGCAGAUGUUGUCAUUCAGAUGCUUGGAACUGAUUAUGCUAGAAUCGUCAGAGCGAUUUUUGCUUUUGCCCAGAUACGAAUCACACGCACCUAUAAAUAAUCAACAGACCGAGGCUCGACAAACUUUUGCAGUUUUAGCAGUAGGAGGUAAUGUUAUGUCUUUUAUGCAGAUGUAGAUGCAGACUAGAGGUUUUGCUCGAAAUCCAUCUCCUUGCUUCUGCGGAAGCUGAAGAAUAUGGAGUUGCAAUGUUGGGAUUUUGGUGUGGAAACUGUACAUAAAUCUUUCCCUCUGUCCAUAAUAUAAUAGAAAAUUUGCUAUUUUCUGUCGCGCCA